Molecule: messenger RNA, 4782 nt
Organism: Brassica oleracea var. oleracea
Lineage: Eukaryota; Viridiplantae; Streptophyta; Magnoliopsida; Brassicales; Brassicaceae
Exons: 13
Coding region: 1-4782 (1593 amino acids)
Molecular function (GO): catalytic activity
Source: RefSeq, a predicted model, not a curated record
AUGGAGACGGCGACGGCGACGGCGAUUUCAGAAGACUCACCUGGUGCCAAGGAAAAACCUUCUGGAGAGGUUUUAUCGGAUGCAAAUCCUUUGUGGAGAUGCUACGUUGUGGGCUAUUUCAUUGGAGAUGCUCCUCAUGUAGGAUCAAUCCAUGCCACUGUAAAUCGGAUCUGGGCUAAUCCAAAGAACAAGACUAAGGUUGAUGUUCAAUUUAUUGAGAAGAAUACUGUCAUGUCCCCGAUUCUGGAUAGGAUCGCCCGGACGGACUGCGGUGCGUGGAAAUGCACCAGUAUGCCUGGGGAUACACACAAAUGGUUAGGAGAGAAGGGAGAAGGCCGGACUCCACUUCAAGAGGCCAAAUGUGUGAUCAAACCAAAAUCCUACUCAUCUAGGUACUUAAUGAUCGGUGGUGUGGAAACAUACGUACCUUUAGACAUUGGAGCUACACAUAGUUUUGUGAGUCCAGGAAUGAUCGGAAAGGGUUUGUUCCAGAUGGGAACAGGGGAUUGUCUUGUCAUAGUGAAUGAAACCGGUGAGCAGGUGAUGGAUUCACUAGGGCUGGUUAGAGACAUUCCGGUAUUGAUCACAUACAGGGUAAUGCAUGCGGAUCUGAUUGUUGUCCGCCUUGUGAAUCAUGAGGUGAUAGGCAUGGACUGGCUUGGAAAGAAUCGGGCCACCUUGGAAUGUCACAGAGGAAUGGUGCAGUUUGAGAAAGACCCACCUGGUGCCAAGGAAAAGCCUUCUGAAGGAGAGCGUGAUAAGACUUCGAGGACAGAGAACACCCUGUCGGAGGCUGGGGAGGAGAUUGCAGAAUCGGGAGAGGGAUUUCCUCCCCCGUCCUCACCUUGGACGAGGGAUAGGGAAGCAUCGUUACAACCUGUUUUUGAGGAAACUAAUGGAGUGGUAUCAAUGGUGAUCCCAACAGAGGUCUUAUCUGAUGCAAAUCCUUUGUGGAGAUGCUACGUUGUGGGCUAUUUCAUUGGAGAUGCUCCUCAUGUAGGAUCAAUCCAUGCCACUGUAAAUCGGAUCUGGGCUAAUCCAAAGAACAAGACUAAGAUUGAUGUUCAAUUUAUUGAGAAGAAUACAGUCUUUUUCCGUAUCGAGAAUGAACAAAUGAGAGGAAGAGUCCUGCAGAAGAAGUAUUGGCACAUAGCGGAUAUCCCACUGGUGGUGAAUGAAUGGUCUCUGGAGACUGCAACUCUGAAGCCUGACCUCACUUCCAUGCCAAUGUGGAUCGAUUUGAGGGGGGGUACAGAGAGGUGUAUACGUUUGGAUAUUGCACGACUCCUAGUGGAAGUUAAUCUUCAUAAGGAGCUGGUAGAGAGGAUCGAUUUCCAGGAUGCUAAUGGGGAGAAGGUUUCGGUCGAAGUUUGUUACCCUUGGUUGCCUCCAAAAUGCAGUGUGUGUAAGGCGUGGAGACAUAAGGGAGUGGACUGUAUUUCACCACAUGUUAAGAUCCUGAAGGCUCAGUCUGCUAAGGGAAAAGAGAUAUGCACUUCAGAAUCAAACGAGAUUGCAGAGGUUGGUGUGAGACAGAAUCAGAAUGUGGUGGGAAAGUUAUUGCAGGAGUUAGAAGAUAUGGCAGUGCAGAAGUCAACUGAAGUGGGUUCUUCAAGUGAUCGCUUGAUUGAGAUGUAUGGUGAGGGAGCAGGAUGUGGUGACAGUACUGAUCCACCAUUGAAUGCGGAGGGAUAUGUGGAAGCGUUUAGACUUGAGGUUGGUGCAGGCUCAUUCAGCAGCAGCAAAAAAAACUUCCUUUCGGAAGUUAUGACGUUUUUCUUUGCAUGGAACAUGCGUGUCUUUAAUAUGUCACGCAAACACGUAGCUGUACAUAGAUGGAUAAUGAAGGAGAAGCCAUUAUUUGGCUGCUUACUGGAGACAAGAGUAAGAGAAGAAAAUCAUAGUAAGUGCAUGAAGGCAGCUCUACCGGGCUGGUCUUCAAUCAUAAACUACGAUCACCAUCGUCUUGGAAAGAUCUGGUUUUGCUGGUCCGAUAGAGUACAGGUCACUAUGUUGCACAAGAGUUCUCAAGUUAUCACUUGUGCAGUUCAAAUACCUGAGACGAAGGAGCAGUUUAUUUGUUCUGCGGUAUACGCUUCUAACUUUGAAGUUGAGCGUAGAGAACUGUGGGAAGAUAUGCGAGGCACACUUGCAGCUUAUAAGCAUCUCGACAUGCCAUGGAUCCUAUUAGGAGAUUUCAAUGUCAUGUUAUCUUCAGGGGAACAUUCGCGGCAAGAGACAGAUCCUAUUGGGAAAAAGCUUGAUAGGGCUCUCAUUAAUGGUGACUGGCUGCGCGUUUUCCCUAAGUCUUUUGCCAAGUUCGAAGCUGGUGGAAUUUCUGAUCAUGCCCGAUGUGUUAUUCAGCUGUCUGAGAAUAGAGAGGAGGCCUUGAAGUAUGAGAUGAGACUCAUGAAUAAAACGCAUUAUGGUGAUCUUCCUGCCCGUACCAAGCAAGCUUACGAGGUGAUGUGCGACUGUCAGAAUCAGGUUUUGAGGGAUCCAAAUCCUAUGACCUUUGCGGCUGCUGCAGUAGCAUCAGACAGGUGGAAUAAGCUGGCUCGCAUAGAAGAGAAAUUUUUCAGACAGAAAUUUUGUAUCCGUUGGCUAGCUGCAGGGGAUCUAAAUACUAAUUUCUUUCACCGGUCUGUCCAGUCCAGAGCCUCUUGGAAUGCUAUUCGACAACUUCAUACUGAGAGUGGAGAGAUUCUCAAUGACCCUGCAGCAAUUUCUCGGGAAGACCAUGGGGCAGCUGACGUUUCAAUAACCAGUUUGAGGGAGUUACUUACUUAUAGGUGCGAUCUUCACGCAGCAGCAAGGCUUGUAGCUCCAGUACUGCCUCCCGAGAUACAAGAAGCAAUUCACUCCUUACCUGAUGAUAAGGUCUCUGGUCCGGAUGGCUAUACCAAGGAGUUCUAUGUGGCGGCUUGGCCGAUAAUAGGAAGAGAUUUUAUAGUUGCUGUGCAGUCAUUUUUUAUAUAUGGGUUUCUGCCCACUGGAGUCAAUGCGACGAUCCUCUCUCUUAUUCCCAAAACAGAAUCAGCUCGGACAAUGAAGGAGUAUCGGCCAAUCGCCUGCUGCAACUUUUUGUAUAAAGUUAUCUCCAAGAUCCUCGCGUCUAGACUCAAAGCAAUUCUCCCUGAAGCUAUAGAGGCCAACCAGUGUGCCUUUAUUAAGGGAAGACUCCUGCUGGAAAAUGUGCUGCUCGCUUCAGAGUUGGUUAAUGGAUAUCACAAGAAGAAAAUACAGACAGAUGCACCAUUAACCUUCUCAGUCUCGGUUAAUGGAAGUCUAAAAGGGUUCUUCACAAGCGCAAGAGGCAUAAGACAAGGAUGCUCUCUUUCUCCAUAUCUAUAUGUCAUCAUCAACAAUGUGUUGUCUAAGAUGCUGAAUCAAGAAGCUGGUGCAGGUUUAUUUGGUUAUCACCCUCAAUGCCAAGGAGUGGGGCUUACACAUCUGAGCUUCGCUGAUGAUAUCUUAGUUUUCACCAAGGGGACAGUAGACUCUUUGAAGGGGGUAAUGCAGACUAUGGAAAAAUUCGCAAAUAUGUCAGGACCGGGUACUGCAACUGUCUGUGAAGAAGCUCUCAGUUUAGGGAUUGCAGUAGGCAGCUUGCCUAUUCGGUAUUUGGAAAGUUUAUGCCGUGCUUUCUUGUGGUCGGGUUCCCCAAACCAGACACAUAAAGCUAAAGUUAAAUGGGACGAUCUGUGUUAUCCUAAAUCAGAGGGGGGACUGGGAAUCAUGAGGCUUUGUGAUUCGGUUAGAGUUUUUGCGCUCAAAUUGAUCUGGAGAUUAUUCACUGUCUCUAAAUCUCUUUGGGUCUCAUGGAUUCAACAUUACCUUCUCCGGCACAGUUCAUUUUGGGAUGUUCGAGAUGACACUUUGGGCUCCUGGAUUUGGAGGAAACUUCUCAAGAUGAGAGACAUGGCGUAUCAGUUCAUUAGGGUCGAAGUGGGGAAUGGUAACUGUGCUUUCUUCUGGCACGGUGACUGGCUACGUAUGGGGAAGCUUAUAAAUAUUACAGGAGCUACCGGUACGCGUUAUCUUGGGGUUCCGCGUAAUGCUAAAGUAAGUGAUGCUGUCUCUGAGGGCCAGUGGAAGAUAAGGGGCCAACGGAGUCGUCAUUAUCAUGAGCUGCAUCAUAGAGUCCAGAUCGAACCAGUUCCUAAUGUUUCAAAGGGACCUGAUACGUUCCUUUGGAGAUAUGAUGAAGGGGUUUAUCAAGACAGUUUCAAUGCAGCGAAAACAUGGGAGCAGAUACGGAGCAAGCGAGCUGAAGUAGUUUGGAGUAGAAGUGUUUGGUUCACACAAGGGAUCCCUAGGCAUGCAUUCCUAGUCUGGCUUGCGAUUCAGAAUAGGCUAUCUACAGGGGACAGAAUGAGAAAGUGGGGAAUCCUUCAGGGCUGUGUGUUAUGUGGUGAAAGAAAUGAGACACGAGAUCAUCUGUUUUUCGUAUGUCCAUACUCUUAUACAGUAUGGGAUCGUCUCGCUAGCAGAUUGGUUGGAAGGAGGAUAAACCCGGACUGGCAUGAUAUGCUAAGGCUGUCGUGUACCAUAUUUUCCAAUGAGAUGGAUAUGAUUCUCAUUCGUCUAGUGUUCCAGGCUGUCGUGUACUAUAUUUGGCGAGAACGGAAUACACGAAGGCACCAACAAGGUCAACAGGGAACUGAGCAAAUGAUCAAAACAAUUAACAGAGGUAUCAAGAAUCGGAUUAGCUCUCUUGGUUACAAGGCGGGUCACAAGUUCAAUGGACUUCUUAGGAGAUGGUUUGAAGUCUUUGAUUAG